This is a messenger RNA of Gracilinanus agilis (Agile Gracile Mouse Opossum), 1012 nucleotides long. Its product is annotated as GTPase IMAP family member 6-like. Gene Ontology annotation, molecular function: GTP binding. The annotation marks the transcript as partial. The transcript has a single exon. Lineage: Eukaryota; Metazoa; Chordata; Mammalia; Didelphimorphia; Didelphidae. Gene Ontology annotation, cellular component: cytosol. The record is from RefSeq and is a predicted model, not a curated record.
UGUCUAUCUGUCUUUCGCUCUCUGUCUCUCUCUUUCUCCCCUCCUCUUCCUGUCUCAUACUUAAUUCCAACUCACUCCACUGCUAUCCCCAACUGGGACCCAACAUUCAUACGUAAGGUACAGAGGAAGUAGUGCAGGGGUGAAAGGGGUAGACAGAGUCACCUUGACUUUUUAUAGUUCAGCUGUUAAGCAAAACAUUGACUAGUGCUGGGUUUUAUUUUCUAAUAUGAGUUGGCCAAAGACAAUAGAAUAAAGGGGAUAUUUACAUUCUUCAGAGGACUGAUCCUCUUGUUUUCUUAUUGGUGCUUUCCAGACCCAAAGAUGCUGACAGAGCUGAGGCUCAUCCUGGUAGGGAAGAGAAGAAGUGGAAAAAGUGCAACUGGAAAUAGCAUCCUGGGCAAGAACGUCUUUGAGUCCAAGCUCAGUUCUGGGCCAUUGACUGAAAGAUGUCAUCUAGAGAGGAGGGAAUGGCAGGGAAGGACACUUGUUGUUAUUGACACCCCAGAUAUCUUUUCCCCUAAUGUCCAGACAAAAAACACAUUUCUGGAGAUCUCUCGUUGUUUGGCCCUCUCGUCCCCAGGGCCUCAUGCCCUGCUCCUGGUGAUCCAGCUGGGCCAUUACACCAACGAAGACAAGAAGGUCUUAAGGCAUAUUCAGGAAAUAUUUGGAGUGAAGAUCCUCUCUCACACCAUCCUUGUCUUCACCAGGAAAGAAGACUUAGGGGAUGGGACCCUGAAGGACUAUUUAAAAGGAACAGAGAACAAAAGCUUGAGCUGGUUGGAUACGGUGUGUGAAGGAUUUCACUGUGGUUUCAACAACAAAGCUGAAGGUGAGGACCAGAAGAACCAACUAGAGGAACUGAUGCACAUGGUAGAUGGGAUGCUCUGGAAAAAUGAAUACCAAUAUUACUCAAAUGAGGUGUACGACUACAUCCAGCAAAAUAUUCAGCAGUUAAAAGAGGAACUGGGAGAACAGUCAAUAGGCCUGGGACAGGUUUCUAAGGGAGUUUUCU